Molecule: messenger RNA, 764 nt
Organism: Condylostylus longicornis
Lineage: Eukaryota; Metazoa; Arthropoda; Insecta; Diptera; Dolichopodidae
Gene: Prosbeta4
Product: proteasome subunit beta type-2
Exons: 3
Coding region: 100-702 (200 amino acids)
Biological process (GO): proteasomal protein catabolic process
Cellular component (GO): cytosol; nucleus; proteasome core complex, beta-subunit complex
Molecular function (GO): peptidase activity
Source: RefSeq, a predicted model, not a curated record
UACUCAAUUUAUAAACUCAAAAGUCAUCGUUGUACUAACCGGGUUGAUUUUACAAAAAUUUUUGCUAAAAAAUAAGAUUUUUCUUUAAAUUUAAAUAAAAUGGAGACAAUUUUGGGAAUAAAGGGUAAAAAUUUCGUAAUGCUUGCUGCUGAUUGUACACAAGCUCACUCAAUUAUUGCUAUGAAACAAGAUGAAAACAAAAUUCAUAAAAUAUCAAACAAUUUGGCUAUAGCUACAAUUGGUGAAUCUGGUGAUACCGACCAAUUCACGGAGUAUAUAUCAAAAAAUAUUGCUUUAUAUAAGAUGCGCAAUGGCUAUGAUUUAGGUCCAAAAGCUGCAGCUCAUUUUACACGAAAAAAUUUGGCAGAUUAUUUGCGGUCAAGAACUCCAUACCAUGUAAAUAUGUUUGUUGCAGGGUAUGAUGAAAAAGAAGGUUCAGAACUACAUUAUAUUGACUACUUAGCUAAUGCAAAAUCAUUAAACUAUGGAGGGCAAGGUUAUGGUGGUCUUUUUUGCGCAAGUAUAUUUGAUAGAUAUCAUUAUCCAGAUAUUACUCAAGAUGAAGCAUAUGAAGUUUUAAGAAAGUGCGUAAUUGAAAUCCAAAAACGGUUAAUAAUUAAUCUACCUAAUUUUAAAGUCGCCAUCAUUGACAAAGAUGGUGUAAAAUACUUAGAAGACAUAACAAGUAAAAAUUUGUCUUAAGACCUAAGCUUGUACUUUUUUUUAUAAAGAAAAUAUAUGUACGUUUAAAAAUGUUUAAUACA